Messenger RNA from Cryptomeria japonica (Japanese cedar), 887 nucleotides. Its product is annotated as abscisic stress-ripening protein 2. The transcript has 2 exons. The record is from RefSeq and is a predicted model, not a curated record. Lineage: Eukaryota; Viridiplantae; Streptophyta; Pinopsida; Cupressales; Cupressaceae. Bases 231 to 638 code for a protein of 135 amino acids.
ACAUAAACCGUGCCUGGUACGCGCCGCCAUGUUCGUUUGCUUCAUUAUCAAGAAACGUGGCCUACAUUUUCCUCUAUUCUUAUAAAUACCCACUUCCCUCACAUUCAUUUCAUCACAUUUCCUUGGCCCAUUCUAUUCAUUGCAGAAUUCCCCCAGUCGAGUUCGAUUCGUUAGAAGUUAACCUCGAGGUAUUCUACUCAACAACAAAGGCUUCUAGCAGGAAGAAAGAGAUGAGCCGCCACCACCACCACUACCACGGGCACCAGCAUCAGCACCACCAUGGCCUCCAAGAAGGGGGCUACCCAUAUGCCCCACCGCCACCACCACCAGGAGCUUAUCCUCAACCAGUGGGGACUUAUUACCCUCCUGCAGAGCCGGAAGAGGCGAAGAAGCACAAGCAUCGUGAGCAUAUGGCCGAGAUGGGAGCACUAGCUGCAGGAGCCUUUGCUUUGUAUGAAGGGCAUGAAGCAAAAGUGGAUCCAGAGCACGCAGGGAGGCAUAAAAUGGAGGCAGAAAUAGCUGGGGCGGCGGCCGUUGGAGCAGUGGGGUAUGCUGCGUAUGAACAUCAUGAGAGCAACAAGUCUAAGUCUGACCAUAAACACCAUGAUCAUCACCACCACGGCCACCAUCAUCAUUGAACAUAAUAAAAGUGAAUGCCUGUUGUUGACAAUUUUUUUCAUGUGAUCCACACAGUAUUGUGUGAAAAUAAGAAUUCUAUUUUCAACGUUAUUCUUUAAUAGAAGCUUGGAUUCUUGUGUUAAUCUCCCCUGUUCAAUGGAUCUGGGGUUUGCUUGAACUUUUGUUAUACUAUUGUUAUUUCUGAUUUAGAUUGUAUGAAUAUUUUCAUGAAUAAUUUGGAAACACUCCUUAAUCCAGGAGAUUGAGAA